Messenger RNA from Lodderomyces parapsilosis, 651 nucleotides. RefSeq lists its product as uncharacterized. Gene Ontology annotation, cellular component: nuclear cap binding complex. The record is from RefSeq and is a predicted model, not a curated record. Gene Ontology annotation, molecular function: RNA cap binding. Gene Ontology annotation, biological process: mRNA cis splicing, via spliceosome. Bases 1 to 651 code for a protein of 216 amino acids. The transcript has a single exon. Lineage: Eukaryota; Fungi; Ascomycota; Pichiomycetes; Serinales; Debaryomycetaceae.
AUGGAUUUGCUAGAGAACAACUUCAACAAUUCAGCCGAAAGGCUUGAUAAGCCAUCACAGUACUUGAUACGAAAGGCGAGACAUAACUAUGCUGAACUCGAAAGAGCAAUGACAUCACGUACCGUGUAUGUUGGAAACUUGUCCCAUUUCACCACUGAGGAACAGAUCCAUGAAUUGUUUAUGAAAUGCGGAGCUAUUGACAAGAUCAUCAUGGGUUUAGAUCGAAAUAAAUUGACACCGUGUGGGUUUUGCUUUGUCAUUUAUAGAACAGAGCAAGGUGCACUCAAUGCCAUGAAAUAUUUGCAAUCUACCAUUCUUGAUAGUCAAAGUAUAUCAAUAGAUUUGGACCCUGGAUUCAGAGAAGGAAGGCAAUUUGGUAGAGGUAAACAUGGGGGUCAAGCUGCUCAAGAAGCUGCUAUUGCUGCAGCUAAUGGACAAGAAUAUGAAAGAGGAAACUUUAGAGGAAGAGGUCGCGGUGGCUACCGAGGAAGAGGAGGAUCUAGAGGGGGAUUUAGAGGUGGCUACAGAGGCAGAGGCAGAGGUAGUGGUCCUGGUAACAGUGGUGGGGAAUACAGGGGAGAGACAUCCGUUUACAUACCUUCCAAAGAUCCUUCCUACAAUGCAUCUGGUACGUUUAAUCCCAUGAUAUGA